AUGUCUCUGACGUCUGAAGAAGUAUCCAACCGAUAUCCAAUCCAUUGGCUUGUUUGGAAUAACAAUCAUAAUGAGUUGAAAAAUGCUUUGGAAGCCAAUAAGUUUACGUCGGAAGAUAUAGAGAGAAAAGAUCCCCGUGGUCGAACUCCGUUAUUACUGGCUGUGACUCUGGGACACAUUGAGUGUGUACAGGCAUUGAUCAAUGCUGAUGCUGAUGUCAACUGUGAGAAGGACGGAUGGACAGCGGUCCAAGAAGCAACAGCAACUGGCAACCCUGAGUUACUAUCAUUGGUUCUGGGUCGACGGGACUAUCAGAGGCAUGUUGUCCGAUCUAGUGGCAUCCCUGAUCUACUGAAUAAGUUGAGCCUCGCACCAGACUUCUAUGUGGAGAUGAAAUGGGAGUUUACUAGCUGGGUGCCGCUCGUGUCUAGAAUGUGUCCUUUUGAUACAUACAAGGUGUACAAACGUGGUGCUAACGUGCGGGUCGAUACUACACUGGUGGGCUUCGAGAACAACAAAUGGCAGAGAGGAGAUAGGACUUAUAUAUUUAGAGGACAAGGUCGCAGCGCAAGUCUGGUGGAGCUUGAUCAUGAGGCUGGUACGUCGUGGUGUGAGUACUUGGAAGGAGGGGGCUCACGAGUGGGAGGGGGGCAGGUGCCCGCGCCGCACGUGAUCGAACAGAGACUGGCUGUUCCUAUAGCCAUCAACUAUCUUGAUACGGACAAGAUUAGCUUUGAAAGAAAUAAAAGCGGUAUAUGGGGCUGGAGGCAGGACAAGAGUGAGACAGUGAACGGGUACGAGUGUAAGGUGUUCAGCGCGAACAACGUGGAGCUGGUGUCCAAGACGAGGGCGGAGCACCUGCCGCGGGGGGAGCGCCGCCCGCACGCCGCGCGGCCCCCGCUGGCGGGCCUGCUGGCGCUCGCUGACGACGAACACUCGGCUAACACUACUACUACCACCAGCCCGCUGCUCACACCUGAUAAGGAGGACACGCCCCGCCGCAGCAGGUCCCGCGAGGAGCUCCGCCCCGUCAGCUGGGAGGAGUACUUCGGGGACGGAGACGAGAGGGAGCUGCGCCCCCGGGACGUUACUACCAAGGUGCAGAAGUUCAGGGCCACGCUCUGGCUGUGUGAGGACUACCCCUUAGAGCUCCAAGAGCAGAUCAUGCCUAUCCUGGACCUGAUGGCGGCCAUCUCGUCGCCUCACUUCGCCAAGCUGAAGGACUUCGUGCAGAUGCAGCUACCGGCAGGCUUCCCUGUUAAGAUCGAGAUACCUCUAUUCCACGUGUUAAACGCUCGCAUCACGUUCGGCAACAUCUUCGCCACCGAGUGUCCGGUGGAGCACGUAGAGUGUAUACAGGAGGGGGAGAGGUUGUCGUGUGUGGUGGAUGAUAGGUGCUUCAGUGUGGGCGGAGGGUACAGCGACGCGGCCGGACCGGACGACCAUAGGGAUGACGAGGGACUGCUGCGGUACGCGAUACAACAGAGUCUGAUGGACGCGGGCACACAUGAUGAACAGGUGGACGUGUGGGAGGCUCUCCGCGGCGCUCGCUGUACGUCCCCGGUAGCACCCCGGCCCCGCUCGCCGCCCGCUCUACUGGCGCACGAGGAUCACUACCUACAGAGGUACACACAUACAACAAACAUACAUACCUAUAGUUUACAUAGCAUGAGUUACUGA
Messenger RNA from Danaus chrysippus (African queen), 1680 nucleotides. NCBI's taxonomy places the organism in Eukaryota, Metazoa, Arthropoda, Insecta, Lepidoptera, Nymphalidae. The record is from the annotation of a GenBank genome assembly.